ACGUUGUCUCACCUUAUAAACGUACUCACUAUAAAAAGGUACAUACCCGUCCACCUCGCAUAUCAGUCUGUGAACGUCAACCAGAGAUAUACAAAAUGGUCUCCGAAUUCAGAAGGAAGAAGUUCCAACACGUGUUCACUGUGUUCUUCGACACCAACAAAAGCGGGAACAUCGACAAAAAGGAUUUCGAAUUGGCUAUUGCGAAUAUAACGAAGCUAAGAGGAUGGAAUGCUGGUGACGCCAAAUACAAUGAAGUUAGGGACACACUGUUGAAAAUAUGGGACGGAUUGCAAAGCAGGGCUGAUUCGAAUAAGGACGGGGAAGUGUCCUUUGACGAAUGGGUCUCCAUAUGCGACGAGUAUGCCAAGAAUCCAACAGCGGCCCCUGAGUGGCUGAGAAUAUAUUCCAAGUUCAUAUUUCAGCUGGAAGACGCUAGCAACGACGGGUCAAUCGACAGCGAAGAAUUUUCCUCGGUGUACGCUUCUUUUGGACUCAACAAAAACGAAGCAGUCACCGCCUUCCAGAAGAUGUCUCGAGGGAAAUCUAAUGUGUCCUGGGCUGAAUUCCAGGAGCUCUGGAAAGAGUAUUUCACUUCUGAAGAUGUGAACGCACCAGGAAAUUUUAUUUUUGGGAAGACCAGCUUUUAAAAUGAUUCGACUUCUUUGCAUAAUGAAUGUGAUUCUAAAUUGUGAUAAUUAUUUUAAUUGGCAAUAUUUGGUAAUGGCGUGAUUUUUGGACGAUACUGUGUAUACAAUAAAUGUAAUUUAUUCUACCA
Messenger RNA from Galleria mellonella (greater wax moth), 775 nucleotides. RefSeq names its product calexcitin-2-like. NCBI's taxonomy places the organism in Eukaryota, Metazoa, Arthropoda, Insecta, Lepidoptera, Pyralidae. Gene Ontology annotation, molecular function: calcium ion binding. The coding region runs from base 96 to 647 and encodes 183 amino acids. The record is from RefSeq and is a predicted model, not a curated record. The transcript has a single exon.